CCGGAAGUACAACUUGAGGUCACGAAAGAAACAUGGCGGCCUCCCGCACACGGCUGCCCUUGCUGUUCCCUAAAAACCUGCCUCCGUUUAGAAACCAAAGGCUUUCCCACACAGAGGCUGCGGUUAAGGAGCCUGCGUAUCCCCCCAUCGUCACCUCUCUCACGGCUAAAAGUAAAUCCGCCCGGGUGCGACAGGCUCAGGAGCAGGUGAAGAAGAUAUGUGCCUCUCCGGUGGAGGAGAAGAUCCCCCUCAUCACUCGCAUCCAGCGAAAGAAAUUUGUCGUUUACCCUCAGACUUUCGCACGGAACGCAGACACAUGGUACCAGCACUUCACCAAGACCGCAAUUAUCCCUGGUCUACCGGAGAAAUUCACCCUGAGCCCGGAGAAGACGACCGGGGGUGAAGAAGGGGAGGAGAGCUCGCCGCCAGCCGCAGCUCAGACCACAGUACCGGGCAUUGAUAAUGAGGCGUUCGCGGACAUCCGCUCCUUGGUCACCCGUGUGAUUUUGAAGGAGCACUGGCACAUGAAGAAGCGGAAACUUUUCCUGUACAGAGAGCAGGAGCAGAGUGUUGGACCUUUACUGAGAAACCUGGUGACUGGACUCACCUUCAGUCUGGCCAAAUACAACCCACUGUUCCGCCUCUCCAGUCUGGAUAUUGAUCCCCAGGUAAACUUUUACUGGAGGAGAGGACAGAGAAUCAUCCCAAAGGGGCAUCGCAGACGCCACCUGGAGCCGACCAGGUUCCAGAUCGACGACCGCCCGCACAGUCAGAUCAGGAUUACCCAACAACUGCCACAGUUCACUCCGCUGGAGGCCUCGUACGCAGCAGAAAUCCCAGAGGUCACACUCGCUCCCAACCUGAUGCCUCUGUUCAGACGACAGUAUGACAACAACAUCUUUACAGGUGCCAAGCUACCAGACCCGGCAUGCUACGGUCACACUCAGUUCCACGUGGUGCCUGAUCGAUACCACAGAGACCGGAUGGCUCGGCUGCAGCAGUCCGAUCAGGUGGAGGUCUUCCUCAGAGCCAAUGGGCUCGCCAGCCUCUUCGCUUGGACGGGAGCUCAGGCCAUGUAUCAGGGUUUCUGGAACCACGAGGAUGUCACCAGGCCGUUCGUGUCCCAGGCUGUGAUCACAGACGGCCAUUUCUUCUCCUUCUUCUGCUACCAGCUCAACACAGUGGCCCUCUCUGUGGAGACGGACGCCAACAACCCCAGGAAGAACCUGCUGUGGGGCACAGAGAGCUUGCGGCUGUAUGAGAAAGUGCAGGACGGAGAAGUGGUGGGUCUGAACGACGGCGUCAUCAAGCUCCUGGUUCAGUUCCUCAUGAACCAGCCAUAGAGGAUCUUCAGGUUUCUGUCUUUGAAAUACAUCUCAUGGGAGAUAGUGUGUUAUCUGAGGCGUUGAAAGACGCAAGAAAUCAAGAGAAAGAGCCUUUGAAGAGCCCAACGUGGAGGACAUGAGGAGGUUUGUCAGAUUGUAUAAAAUGUAUUGUUCAAGAAAGCAGCUGUGGUAAACAGGCUUAUGGGUAUAACAACUUAAAGUACUGAAAAAUACACGUUAAUGAGUAUUAUUAUUAUUGUGCAUACUGUAUUUAUGCAAAAAUAAAAUCAUAUGUCUCAAAAUGA
Epinephelus fuscoguttatus (brown-marbled grouper) is the source of this 1630-nucleotide messenger RNA. RefSeq names its product mitochondrial ribosomal protein S30 (gene mrps30). Gene Ontology annotation, molecular function: structural constituent of ribosome. NCBI's taxonomy places the organism in Eukaryota, Metazoa, Chordata, Actinopteri, Perciformes, Serranidae. The transcript has 5 exons. The record is from RefSeq and is a predicted model, not a curated record. Bases 33 to 1343 code for a protein of 436 amino acids. Gene Ontology annotation, biological process: translation. Gene Ontology annotation, cellular component: ribosome; mitochondrion; mitochondrial large ribosomal subunit.